AUGUUCUUCGAAACAACAUACGUACCUUCUCCUACCUUAUCAGCAAGCCCAGUAGAGCAGACAGAGCCGGUGCAAAAUCUUGCAGACAUUGAGCCUGAUUCUGAUCGACCAGUCGACCAUUUAAUAUUUGUCAUUCAUCAAACAGAACAAUACGGCCAUUUUUACGAACAUAGUAAGGUUACAACGUCGGAACCAAGUAUAUUAAUUUAA
This is a messenger RNA of Mycotypha africana, 210 nucleotides long. RefSeq lists its product as uncharacterized. Lineage: Eukaryota; Fungi; Mucoromycota; Mucoromycetes; Mucorales; Mycotyphaceae. The record is from RefSeq and is a predicted model, not a curated record. Bases 1 to 210 code for a protein of 69 amino acids. The transcript has 3 exons.